AUGGGGCUGUUCUUAAAUCAUACAGGGAUAGAAUCAUGUGAGAUAACGAUAAACGAAGACUUAGCUGGUCAUAAUCAGCCACUUUUAUUACAUACAAAUUUGAAAGAUGGUUUUCUAUAUCCAAAUUCUGAUGAUGAAACAAUUCAAAUAAAUCCUGGUGAAUCAAUUGUUCUGGCUUGUCCUGGUGGACAAUUUGAUGAAGAUAGCAUUUCAACAAAUGAUAAUGUACGUGCUGAAUGUACACAAGAAAAUUCAUUUGUUGUUGAAAAUAAGGAUUUUACUGGAUCGUUGAAAGAUAUUAGUUGUAGUAGAAAUCCUCAAACUAAGGUCAAGACAACUCUUGAUAAAUGUUCACGUGAUGGAGUUAAAGGUACCAUUGGAUUUCAUGUUAAUGCAAAGUCAAAACAUAACUAUCAAUCGAUUAUCGAUUUUUGUCACAAUGCAAAAAUUGGUCACACCGUUUAUGCACAUACUAAAAUACCAGCACAAAUAAAAAAUCAUCAAAAAGGAGUUGCACGUGUUGAGUUUAAACAGGAUAAUUUCUUCAAGGGUAUAUCAGUUCGUAAUGUUUAUAGAAAAACAGAACAAGUUAAAACAAUUGCUAAUAUAGUUGGAAGCAUGGAACUUGCAGAAGACUUUAUUCAUGAUAAAGGUGAAUAUUUUUUUGCCAAGGGACAUUUGGUUGCAAAAGCUGAUUUUAUAUUUGGCUCACAACAACUUGCUACAUUUUCUUAUGUCAAUGCCAUACCAAUGUGGCAAAAUGUUAAUGGAAAAAAUUGGGCAAGGCUUGAGGAGAGUGUAAGAAAUUAUGCUAGCGAUAGAAAUCGUGAUUUAGAGGUUUGGACAGGAAGUCUUGGAAUUUUGCAAAUUAAAGAUGCAAAUAGAAAAUCACAUGAUCUUUAUUUACAUCGAAGUGUUGAAGGAAAAAAAUCAAUACCAGUACCAAAAUUACUUUUUAAGGUUGUUUAUGACAGUAUUAGUAAAGCUGGUGUUGCUUUUAUAACAAUUAAUAAUCCAUAUUUGAAAAGUCUUGAUGAUGAAUAUGUGGUUUGUAAAGAUGUUUGUGAUGAUUUGCCUUGGUUCAAUUACAAAUCAACAUGGAGACGUGAUAAAUAUGACAGUGGAUAUACAUAUUGUUGUAAAGUUGAUGAUUUUAGAAACGUAUUUCCAGAUUUACCAGAAUUUCAAGCCAGAAAAUUGCUCAAUAACUUUAUAUGGACAGAAUCAUGUGAGAUAACAAUAAAUAAAGAUUUAGCUGGUCAUAAUCAGCCACUUUUGUUACAUACUGAUUUGGAACAUGGUUUUCUCUAUCCAAAUUCUGAUGAUGAAACAAUUCAAAUAAAUCCUGGUGAAUCAAUUGUUCUGGCUUGUCCCGGUGGACAAUUUGAUGAGGAUGGCAUUUCAACAGAUGAUAAUGUACGUGCUGAAUGUACACAAGAAAAUUCAUUUGUUGUUGAGGACAGUGAUUUUACAACAUCAUUGAAGGAUAUUAGUUGUAGUAGAAAUCCACAAACUGAGGUCAAGACAACUCUUGAUAAAUGCUCACGUGAUGGAGUUAAAGGUACCAUUGGAUUUCAUGUUAAUACAAAGUCAAAACAUAACUAUCAAUCGGUUAUCGAUUUUUGUCACAAUGCAAAAAUUGGUCACACCGUUUAUGCACAUACUAAAAUACCAGCACAAAUAAAAAAUCAUCAAAAAGGAGUUGCACGUGUUGAGUUUAAACAAGAUAACUUUUUCAAGGGUAUAUCACUUCGUAAUGUUUAUAAAAAAACUGAACAAAUUAAAACAAUUGCUAAUAUAGUUGGAAGCAUGGAACUUGCGAAAGACUUUAUUCAUGAGAAAGGUGAAUAUUAUUUUGCCAGGGGACAUUUAGUUGCCAAAGCUGAUUUUAUUUUUGCCUCACAACAACUUGCAACAUUUUCUUAUGUCAAUGUUAUACCAAUGUGGCAAAGUAUUAAUGCAGGAAAUUGGUUUUCGAUUGAAGAAAGUGUAAGAAAUUAUGCUAUUGAUAAAAAUCGUGAUUUAGAUGUGUGGACAGGAAGUCUUGGGAUUAUGCAAAUUGAAGAUGUACAUGGAGAAUUACAAGAUAUUUAUUUACACCGUAAUGCUGAAGGAAAACAAUCAAUACCAGUACCAAAAUUACUUUUUAAAGUUGUUUAUGACAGUAUUGGUAAAGCUGGUGUUGCUUUUAUAACAAUUAAUAAUCCAUAUUUGAAAAGUCUCGAUGAUGAAUAUGUUGUUUGUCAAGAUGUUUGUGAUGAUAUGCCUUGGUUAAAUGAAAAAUCAACAUGGAAACGAGAUAAAUAUGACAAAGGAUAUACAUAUUGUUGUAAAGUUGAUGAUUUUAGAAAUGUAUUUCCAGAUUUACCAGAAUUUCAAGCUAGAAAAUUGCUCAAGUAA
Molecule: messenger RNA, 2400 nt
Organism: Aphidius gifuensis
Lineage: Eukaryota; Metazoa; Arthropoda; Insecta; Hymenoptera; Braconidae
Exons: 8
Coding region: 1-2400 (799 amino acids)
Biological process (GO): apoptotic DNA fragmentation
Cellular component (GO): nucleus; mitochondrial inner membrane
Molecular function (GO): metal ion binding; nucleic acid binding; single-stranded DNA endonuclease activity
Source: RefSeq, a predicted model, not a curated record